Homarus americanus (American lobster) is the source of this 2220-nucleotide messenger RNA. Its product is annotated as collagen alpha-1(III) chain-like. Bases 1 to 2220 code for a protein of 739 amino acids. The transcript has 6 exons. The record is from RefSeq and is a predicted model, not a curated record. Lineage: Eukaryota; Metazoa; Arthropoda; Malacostraca; Decapoda; Nephropidae.
AUGGGCUGUGACGUCCCAAGCGGCCCUAUUAAGGGCAAUGGCGCCCAGGGGUCCUUCCAGGGGCGUGGACGCUCCCAAGGGACCUCCCAGAUGCUGAGGUGGGGUGGUGGUGGCCCCACGAGCCUUCCAGGGGCGACGCGCACCCGGGGGCCUUACCAGGGACGGCAGCACCCCCAUGGGCCCUCUCUAUGGGUGGCAACGUCCCUAGAGGCCCUUUUCAAGGCCGGCGGUGCCUCCAAAGACCCUCCCAAGGGCAGUCGUGACCCCAAGGGCCCUGCCAGGGGCGGCGACGCUCCCAGGAGCCCUGCCUGGGGCGGCAUCGCCUGCAAGGGCACUUUCAGGGAAGGUGGAGCCCCAAUAGGCCCUGCCAGAGGCUGUAGCACUCCCAAGGCCUCUUCCAGGGGCUGUGGCGCCCCCAGGUCUCUCUCAGGAGCAGCGGCGCCCUCAAGGGCCCUCCCAAAAGCGGCGGAUCCCUUAGGGGCCCUACCAUUAGCUGUGGCACCCCCAGGACCUCUUCCAGGAACUGUGGAGUCCCCCGUGCCCUCCCAAGGGCGGCGGCGCCCCCUGGGGCCCUCCCACGAACCAACUGCCCCAGGUCUACGGGCGUCAGGCAGCACUCCUGGAGCCCUCCCAUUUGCCCUAACAGGUGCGGGCGCGCAGGGGCAUUCCCAGGGGCAACAGCGCACCCAGCGGCCCUUCCAGGGGCAGUGGCUUCCCCAAGGGCCCAACUUAGGGGUGCCGGCGCUCCCCGGGGCCCUCUCAGGGGCAACGGCGGCCACAGGUGUCCCUGUCAGGGGCUGUGGUAUCUCAGGGCCUAUUCCAGAGGAAGCCCUUUUCAAGGCCGGCGGUGCCUCCAAAGACCCUCCCAAGAGCAGUCGUGACCCCAAGGGCCCUGCCAGGGGCGGCGACGCUCCCAAGAGCCCUGCCUGGGGCGGCAUCGCCUGCAAGGGCACUUUCAGGGAAGGUGGAGCCCCAAUAGGACCUGCCAGAGGCCUCUUCCAGGGGCUGUGGCACCCCCAGGUCUCUCUCAGGAGCAGCGGCGCCCUCAAGGGCCCUCCCAAAAGCGGCGGAUCCCUUAGGGGCCCUACCAUUAGCUGUGGCACCCCCCAGGACCUCUUCCAGGAACUGUGGAGUCCCCCGUGCCCUCCCAAGGGCGGCGGCGCCCCCUGGGGCCCUCCCACGGUGCGGCGCUCGCAAGGGCAUUCCCAGGGGCAACAGCGCACCCAGCGGCCCUUCCAGGGGCAGUGGCUUCCCCAAGGGCCCAACUUAGGGGUGCCGGCGCUCCCCGGGGCCCUCUCAGGGGCAACGGCGGCCACAGGUGUCCCUGUCAGGGGCUGUGGUAUCCUCAGGGCAUAUUCCAGAGGGUCUGGCGUCCGCAGGGUCGUCCUAGGCGCGGCGGCGCCCCGUGGGGCCCUCCCAAGGGCAGCAGGGCCCCUGGGGCUCUCCUUUGGGGUGGAGAAGCUCUCCUGGACCCUCUCAAGGGCAGCGACGCCCCAAGGGGCCCAUGACAAGGGCUGUGACGUCUCAAGGGGCCCUAUUAGGGCGAUGGCGCCCCAGGAGUCUUCCAAGGGGCGUGGACGCUCCCAAGGGACCUCCCAGAUGCUGAGGCGGGGCCAUCCCACGGGUGGGGGCGCCCCCAAAGUCCCACCAUUGGCCGGCGAACCUGCAAGGACCCUCCCAGGGGUGGUGGUGGCCCCACGAGCCUUCCAGGGGCGACGGCGCACCCGGGGGCCUUACCAGGGACGGCAGCACCCCCAUGGGCCCUCUCUAUGGGUGGCAACGUCCCUAGAGGCCCUUUUCAAGGCCGGCGGUGCCUCCAAAGACCCUCCCAAGGGCAGUCGUGACCCCAUGGGCCCUGCCAUGGGCGGCGACGCUCCCAGGAGCCCUGCCUGGGGCGGCAUCGCCUGCAAGGGCACUUUCAGGGAAGGUGGAGCCCCAAUAGGCCCUGCCAGAGGCUGUAGCACUCCCAAGGCCUCUUCCAGGGGCUGUGGCGCCCCCAGGUCUCUCUCAGGAGCAGCGGCGCCCUCAAGGGCCCUCCCAAAAGCGGCGGAUCCCUUAGGGGCCCUACCAUUAGCUGUGGCACCCCCAGGACCUCUUCCAGGAACUGUGGAGUCCCCCGUGCCCUCCCAAGGGCGGCGGCGCCCCCUGGGGCCCUCCCACGGUUGGUGGGGCUCCCAGGGGCCCUCCCAGAGGCGGCGGCGAUCCCAGGGGCCCUAUUAG